UGUGGGGGAUCCAACAUGGCGGCCGCGGCGACCCUGACGAUGGCGGUGAAGCCCAUCAGAACGUAGUAGCGGGGAAGGGGACACGGUCCGCACUCACCGUGGCGUCGGCGGAGACGGCUGAGGGUGGUGGAGGGAAGAAAAGCGACGGAGAGCAAGAGGAAGGGCGGGCAGGCACGCAGCGCGGCGUAGAAGCGAACGCCGGCUCGAGCUAAAGCAGAGGGCCAGAACAGUGGGGAUGGCGGAGCCGCGCAGAGUAGCGUUCAUUAGCUUGUCACCGGUGCGGCGGCGCGAGGCCGAGUACCCGGGGCCCGAGCGCGAGCCCGAGUACCCCCGCGAACCCCCCCGGCUGGAGCCGCAGCCGUACCGCGAGCCGGCCCGGGCGGAGCCGCCGGCCCCGCGGGAGCCUGCCCCCCGCUCGGACGCGCAGCCCCCGCCGCGGGAGAAGCCGCUCCCCCAGCGCGAGGUCAGCCGCGCCGAGCCACCCAUGUCGCUGCAGCGCGAGCCCCCGCGGCCGGAGCCGCCGCCGCCGCUCCCGCAGCUGCCCUUGCAGCCGCCCCCGCCGCGGGAGUCGGCUUCCCGGGCUGAGCAGCCGCCGCGGCCGCCGAGGGAGACGGUGCGCCUGGAGCUGGUGCUCAAGGACCCCACCGACGAGAGCUGCGUGGAGUUCAGUUACCCGGAGCUGCUGCUGUGCGGAGAACAACGGAAGAAGCUCAUUCACACAGAAGACCCAUUUAAUGAUGAACAUCAGGAGAGGCAAGAGGUGGAAAUGCUGGCUAAGAAAUUUGAAAUGAAAUAUGGUGGGAAACCCCGUAAACACCGGAAGGAUCGGCUACAAGAUUUAAUUGAUAUAGGCUUUGGCUAUGAUGAGACAGAUCCAUUUAUUGAUAACUCAGAGGCUUAUGACGAAUUAGUUCCCGCUUCUCUAACAACAAAAUAUGGAGGCUUUUAUAUCAACACUGGCACUCUACAGUUUCGCCAAGCUUCAGAUACUGAAGAAGAUGAUAUUACAGACAACCAAAAGCACAAGCCACCCAAAGUCCCCAAAAUAAAAGAAGAUGAUAUUGAGAUGAAGAAGCGGAAGCGGAAAGAGGAAGGGGAAAAGGAGAAGAAGCCAAGGAAAAAAGUACCCAAACAACUGGGAGUUGUGGCUCUAAAUUCACACAAGUCUGAAAAAAAGAAGAAACGUUAUAAAGAUUCUCUUUCUCUGGCUGCCAUGAUCAGAAAAUUCCAGAAAGAGAAGGAUGCAUUAAAGAAGGAGUCUAACCCCAAAGUCCCAGUGACCUUGUCAACCCCCUCUCUAAAUAAACCCCCAUGUGCUGCUGCAGCACUGGGGAAUGAUGUCCCGGACUUAAAUCUGAGCAGCACUGAUCCAGACCUUCCCAUUUUUGUUAGCACAAAUGAACAUGAGCUGUUUCAGGAAGCUGAAAAUGCCCUAGAGAUGCUAGAUGAUUUCGACUUCGACAGAUUACUGGAUGCUGCUUCUGAUGGUAGCCCCCUAUCUGAAUCGGGGGGUGAAAAUGGAACCACCACCCAGCCAACCUACACUUCUCAGGUUAUGCCCAGAGUGGUACCUACACUCCCAGAGGGUCUACCUGUACUUCUUGAAAAACGUAUUGAAGACCUUCGUGUAGCUGCCAAACUUUUUGAUGAAGAAGGAAGGAAAAAAUUCUUUACACAGGAUAUGAAUAAUAUUCUUCUGGACAUUGAGUUACAGCUACAAGAACUAGGCCCCGUCAUUCGCAGUGGUGUCUACUCCCACCUUGAAGCUUUUGUGCCAUGCAAUAAAGAAACACUAGUAAAACGUCUAAAGAAGUUACAUCUCAAUGUCCAGGAUGAUCGUUUAAGAGAACCUCUGCAAAAACUGAAACUGGCGGUUAGCAAUGUCAUGCCUGAACAGCUAUUUAAAUACCAGGAGGACUGCCAGGCUCGUAGUCAAGCUAAGUGUGCCAAAUUGCAUACAGAUGAAGAACGUGAAAAAAAUGGAUCCGAAGAAGAUGAUGAUGAGAAACCAGGAAAACGUGUCAUAGGACCAAGAAAGAAAUUCCACUGGGAUGAUACCAUCAGAACUUUGUUAUGUAACCUUGUUGAGAUCAAAUUGGGAUGCUAUGAGUUAGAACCAAAUAAAAGCCAGUCUGCUGAAGAUUAUCUUAAGUCUUUUAUGGAGACAGAGGUGAAGCCCCUGUGGCCUAAGGGCUGGAUGCAGGCAAGAAUGCUUUUUAAGGAAAGCCGGAGUGUUCAUAAUCAUCUUACUUCUGCUCCGGCAAAGAAAAAGGUGAUUCCUGCACCUAAACCCAAAGUAAAGGAGGUGAUGGUAAAGACCCUUCCUCUCCAUUCUUUCCCCACUAUGCUUAAGGAGUAUAGUCCAAAAAAGGACCAGAAAACUCCGGCAUCCCUGGUGGCUUCGGUUAGCGGUCCUCCAACGAGCUCCAGCACAACUGCUGUUGCUGCAGCCAGCUCUAGCUCUGCACCAGCCCAAGAAACCAUCUGCCUCGACGACUCACUAGAUGAAGACCUUUCUUUCCAUUCACCUUCACUGGAUCUUGUUUCUGAAGCUUUAGCGGUUAUCAACAGUGGGAACAAGGGCCCUCCUGUUAGCUCAAGGAUAAGCAUGCCAACCACAAAGCCUCGUCCAGGACUGAGAGAAGAAAAAUUAGCUAGUAUCAUGAGUAAGCUGCCACUGGCUACUCCCAAAAAACUAGAUUCUACUCAGCCUACACAUUCUUCAAGUCUUAUUGCUGGUCACACAGGGCCAGUACCAAAGAAACCCCAGGAUUUAGCUCAUACUGGCAUCUCUUCAGGCCUUAUUGCUGGUUCUUCCAUUCAGAACCCUAAAGUUUCUUUAGAACCUUUGCCAGCCAGGCUACUUCAACAAGGACUUCAGAGGUCAAGCCAGAUUCACACUUCUUCCUCUUCACAGACCCACGUCUCCUCUUCUUCCCAAGCCCAAAUUGCUGCCUCUUCUCAUGCUCUGGGAACAUCCGAGGCCCAAGAUGCUUCUUCAUUAACACAAGUAACAAAGGUGCACCAGCAUUCAGCUGUCCAGCAGAACUAUGUGUCUCCAUUACAGGCCACCAUCAGUAAAUCCCAGACCAACCCUGUGGUGAAGUUAAGUAAUAAUCCCCAACUCUCCUGUCCCUCCUCGCUUAUUAAGACUUCAGAUAAGCCACUUAUGUACCGCCUUCCUUUAUCUACCCCCUCACCUGGAAAUGGUUCUCAAGGGUCCCACCCCCUGGUUUCUAGGACAGUACCUAGCACCACUACCUCCAGUAACUAUUUAGCCAAGGCUAUGGUGUCACAGAUCUCCACGCAGGGUUUCAAAUCUCCCUUCUCAAUGGCUGCCUCCCCAAAACUUGCCUCAUCUCCCAAGCCUGCCACAUCUCCUAAACCCCUGCCCUCGCCUAAGCCUUCUGCCUCACCCAAGCCCUCUCUGUCAGCUAAGCCUUCAGUAUCAACUAAACUUAUUUCUAAAUCCAACCCGACUCCCAAGCCUACUGUAUCCCCAAGUAGUUCCAGUCCAAAUGCACUAGUAGCCCAGAGUAGCCACUCCAGCACUAACAACCCGGUCCAUAAACAGCCCAGUGGAAUGAACAUCAGCAGACAGUCUCCCACCUUGAAUUUAUUGCCCUCUAAUCGCACUUCAGGCCUUCCAUCUACAAAAAAUCUUCAGGCCCCCUCAAAGCUAACAAACUCAUCAUCCACUGGAACUGUUGGGAAGAAUAGCUUGAGUGGAAUUGCAAUGAAUGUACCUGCCAGCAGAGGUAGCAACCUUAACUCAAGCGGAGCUAAUAGGACUAGUCUAUCUGGGGGAACAGGAAGUGGAACACAGGGUGCUACCAAACCAUUGUCUACUCCACAUAGACCAUCCACUGCCUCAGGGUCUUCAGUGGUAACAGCCAGUGUGCAGUCCACAGCAGGAGCAUCAUUAUUGGCUAAUGCCUCACCUCUGACUCUCAUGACAUCACCUUUGUCUGUAACAAAUCAAAAUGUGACUCCUUUUGGGAUGCUGGGUGGCCUUGUUCCAGUGACCAUGCCCUUCCCGUUUCCCUUGGAGAUAUUUGGCUUUGGAACGGACACAGCUGGAGUGACAACCACCUCGGGAUCUACCUCAGCCGCUUUCCACCAUAGCCUAACUCAGAAUUUACUCAAGGGUUUACAGCCAGGAGGAGCCCAGCAUGCAGCAGCGCUUUCCCACUCACCUCUGCCUGCACACUCACAGCAAGCAUUUCACGAUGGAGGCCAAAGUAAAGGGGACACUAAAUUACCACGGAAAUCUCAGUGACUGCCCAGCAAGCAAAGGAGACGAAAUGUUUAGUUGACUGAUGGAAUCUACCUGAUGGGAAAGUACUUAUGUGGUCAUAGGGCUGCUGUUUCUGUCGAUGUUUACAUUCUCUCGUCCCAAGCACUGUGGUGAGGAGGAAAAAGAAAACAUUACUUGAGCAAAGCCAGGUGCAGGAGGAAGAAAUGCUUUUGUGCAAAGUUAGUGACCUUUGGUCUCUUCUAAAGAAUGACAAAGUUACCGUAUUAAUAGACUUGAAAGAGACUCAGUUGUCAAACCCACAGAAAUACAAAUUUGAUUUUUCCCGGGGGAGGAAGAAGGAAGUCAAGAGAAUUUGGGUAAACUCCAUCCAUCCUGGGGGUUGGAUCUGAACACUUAAUAGACAUAAUUGCUAAUAAAAGGCAUUAAAAACUGGAAUUAGGCCAGUUUGUCAGGAAUAAUGAUCAUGUCUAUUUGAGUGGACUGUGUAGCAAAUUUGCCACAAAAAAUAAUAACAAUAGUGAUUCUAUCUCCGAUAUACAGUAGCUGAAGAAAUACCAUACCCUCAAAAAUCCUGAACAAACUUGAAUCUUCUCCAGUGUGUAGCAACUCCCCUAAAUCAGUGGACUAAAGAUCCUUCAGGAAGUUAUUUUAGCACAGUGAUAUAUAUUAUUAAAUCAUCUAGAUUUUUAAAAAUCAGGAAGUUGAGCCUGUUGCUCUUAAGAGAUGAAACCUAGAUGUCCCCUUUUUGUAAAAGGGUCAAUUUCAUCUUCCAUUCAGAAGCAGGUACUUAACUCUUUUCUUCAGGUGAUUUGUGCAUCUAGUAUUGACUGGUUAAUUCUUAUUUCCAUUCUUGAUGUUAAAAUGUGACUGUGUUCACAUUUUUCUCUUGAGAAAUGGGGAUCUUUACAGGGUUAUUGCUUUGCUGCUAUUAGCCCUUGCAGCAACGUAAACUCUUAAGUUUCCCCAAUUCAUCUAACUUCACAACUUCUCCUUCUGUUCUUUUAGCUAGUGGUCCUUCAGGUGAUUAUUAGCUAUUGGUAUAAACAGGUAGAAGUGUACACUAUGUUUCUUCAUUGGUCAUUCAAAUGGCAUGAAUAUAGUUUUCGAAUUUUUAAGAUGGUAUUUUAAAGGGAGGAAUCACAUUAGGAUCACAAUCACAAUGUAUUUUUACUCCUUGUAUCCAGUGUAGUGAAAUUGUUUGGAGCAUUUGAGAUCUUAAAGCUUUACUAAUAUUUACUCAGUGUAUUGAUAUGUGAGUAAAUCUGCAGAAAAUAAGACUCCUUAGUUAUUAUAGCUUCCUUAUGCAAAUAGCAUAUUCAACAAAGGAUGUUAAGGGAAAAAUUUAUGGUUCUCCUUGGAUGCAUUUGAUUUGACGUUUUUUGGUUUUUUGUUUUUUUUUGCUGUAUUAUUCUAGUUUUUUAAGCUUCUCUAUAUUUUCAAACUAUAUCAGAGAAUGGUGUAAACUCUAAAUGGUAUAAGCCUGAUCCAUUUAUAAUGACACACUAACCUAAAAAAAUCAAUAGAUGGUAGUGGCAACGUUUCUUGCAUAUAUGUUUAUUACACAUUACCCUAUACCAUUAGAUUACUCAAUUAAGAGUAUUAACCAGGCCCUUUUUUCUUUUAUACGCAAAAGUCCCAGAUAUCCUACAGGACUGUGAAUAAAUAACCACAGAUCUGUUUAGAUCUGUAUGCCUAUAUUUUGACUUCAAAGUCACAUUGGCUUGCUUCCUAGCAAAAAAGUUAAUAAAUAACUGAAAACUUUAGUUCCAAGAACUUGUUACAGUAAAGGGAAAGGAUUAUUUCAAAGGAAUCACUGAUAUGAUUUCUUGACUCUUAAGAAUUUAGUUUAUCAAUAAAACAAAUAUGGAUAUAGUAUGAACCCCAGUAGAUAAUUUUGGAAGGAUACUGGAAGGAUGUCGCAGAGAAGUUUGACUUGAAUUCAGUAUGUUUGAUGAAGAUUUGCUUGGUUUCAGUUAGGGAAGCUUGCCCAAUUUUUUUAUUUUUUCAGAUGUAGUGGACCUCUUGCUUUUACGAAAAUUGAAUAAAAAGGUCUUUGCUUAAUACUAGGGGAAGUGAUGAGAUUUUCCUUUGGGAAGGUAACUUUUGUUUUGCUUCUCAUACCACAAGAGAAGUUGAAGUGCAUAUUAAUCUCUUUUCCGGAAUACUUGUAUAUAUGUGUGUAUGUAUAUAUGUGUGUAUGUAUACACACAUAUAUACAUACAUAUACACAUAUAUAUACAUACACACAUAUAUUCAUACAAAUGACUAGUUUGAGUCAAAAAAUCAUUUGAAUUUCUUAAAACCAUCAAUUCUGAAUCAUGCCAUGUGAAGAUCCCUGGUGACUCUCAUCAUUAGAAAAGAACAGGAUAAUCAGUUCUUUUCCCUGUAACAUUUUAUACUAACGAGUAAAAAUAUCUGAAGGCCCUUGGCUCCAAGAAUAUAAUAUGGAGAUUCUUCUGUGUUCUCUUUAGUCUUGAUUCCUUGAGGACUGCUGUCAAAUCCCUACUUUAAACCCCCAUCUGCACUGACAACUUACAUUCAUUUCAGUCAGGACCCCUCUUUUAUGUUGUAUGAAUCAGUCAAACAUCCUUGUAUUUCUGUAUAGAUAAAGCAUGAUCAGAGAGUUUCUACAUGUAAAUACUAAUCUAUUUCUUUUCUAGACCAUAACAUUGAAAAAGGUGCCCAUACUUUAUGGUCACCUGUCUUUACUGUUUUUAUUACUAAAAACAAACAUAUAAAUUGGUUAUUUUUUAGCACAGAGACUUGUGACUCAUACUGUAUUUUUGCACUUAAAAAUCAAAUUAUGUUAUUUUUUAAAAUGGUGAGUCAUUGGAAAGGAUAUCUAUAGAGCAACGUGUAUUUCUGAAGAGCAUUAGCAACAUCCAAAUGCAAAAAUAAUCAGCACACAUGAUUAUAUCCCACUCCUCGGGAUUCUUGAUUCAGGAAGAUUAAGCUGUUUGUUUUCAACUGUUUUAUAUUUUAAAUUGCCUUCACUGAUAUAUAAGCUGUUACUGUACAUACAAGUUAAUCCUCAGUAUUCACAAGCAAUAACAGUCAGCAGAGUUGUCCUUGGAGAUAGCUGUGCUGAGCCUCAGUUGGAGACUGGGAGCAAAGUGUCAAGCUCAUUCAGAGCAUCCAGAAUAAAUGCAAGCAAUAAUUUCCACUAUAAGUCAAUUAUAAUUCUUGUAUGCUUUUGAGGUCGGAGGGUAAAUGAAAUCAUGAUUUUAAAACAGCCUGAAGGAAAAGGUUUUGGGAAAGGAAAUGAGGCUAAUCUGUAGUCAUAAAAUUCUAAUACUUUGUGGGAAUUAGAAGAUGGUGAUAGUGCAUUCUUUCGUGCCCACCACCCCUCUGAUGGAUGUUGUUAGCCCAAAUUACAUUUUUCAUAUCAUGGACAUUGAAUAGGGUUUAUUGAAUCACAAAGGUAAGGGGAAGAACCGGGCACAUAUGUGUUGGAAUACUGUGGGUUUGACACCUGGUUGAAAACAACUUAUUGGACAUGAUUUUUAACCCAGGAUUUUUUUUUUUCCCAAAGCAGAUCUAAAUUGUUUACUACCCAGGGUUGGAAAGGGCAGGCACCUCUAACAUAGUCUUUCUCCUCUGGUUGCCCUCUCCCACACCCCUUUCCACCUAUACUUGGUUCAAGACAUUUUCUGAAACAAAAAUUCUACUGUUAUUCAAACUGCCAUUGGUUAUGAGAACUCUGUGUCCUUUGGGAUCAUCUCUUAGAACUCCAGUGAUCUAUCAUAUUUGCUGCUACAUUUGUAAAAUGAACUUUGCCUGUAUUGGUUGACUUUAAUCUAAUUUACAGUUCUUUAUUUCUAGGAUGUUCUGUCCUCUAAUUUGACUCAUGUAUAGAAUUAGGAUACUUUAUUUUAGGAGUGUAUCAUAAAAGCACACUGGUCCCUAUGUUGUUUUUAUUAUUUAGGUUUGGAAUUUCUGUUUGCUUUUUUGUUUUUUGUUUUGUUUUUUUAAAGUUGGAAAUAGAAGAAUGAGAAAAAUCUAUAAUCAGGCCAAACUUGAGAACUGUCCUGUGCUUCAGCACUGUAAUUCUGCUGACCUAAUGUUCUCAAAAGGGCACUUUUAUUUUCUGUUGUGCAUGUAUGAUUGUUGUUUUUUGCUUUUGGGGGGGCUUUUGUGUUUGUAAUAAUGAAGCAGAAGAAAAGUGCAGUAGUAGAUAAAUGACUGAUCACAAACAUGUUAUGCAAUUUUAUUUUAUAAAAUUUUAAGGGGAAAAGUUUAACUCUUUGUAAAUCAUUUCUUAGCUCUGGUAAAAUGCUUAUAUUACUCCUCUAAAACAUGCUCAAUUCAGGCCUUUGUCUUUGUUAAGUGCCUUUUUUCUUUCUUUUUUCCCCUCUUUUGAAACUGUUGUCAGAUUAUCUUAAAGUACAGACUGAUAAGUCAGGGGAUUGAGGAGGAAGAAUCUCACACUUGCCAACGUCAUGUCAUGCUGUAACCCUCUUCCUUUUCUUGCUAUGUAUAUGGAUAUAUAUGUAAGAUACAUACAUUACAUAUAUAUAAAACUAGGAGCUGCUGUACCAUUGCAUCCUUUCCAAACACUCCCCUUUCAGUGUUUGCAAAACUUCUGCCUUGUUUAUUCCAUUGCUUUUAGUUGAUUAAAGUGGGUGGAUUAGAAAAGUAUCUUUUCGGCCUGGCGCGGUGGCUCACACCUGUAAUCCCAGCUCUUUAGGGGGCCGAGGCGGGCGGAUCAUGAUGUCAGGAGAUGGAGACCAUCCUGGCUAAUACGGUGAAACCCCAUCUUUACUAAAAAUACAAAAAAUUAGCCGGGCGUGGUGGCAGGCGCCUGUAGUCCCAGCUACUCGGGAGGCUGAGGCAGGAGAAUGACGUGAACCCGGGAGGCGGAAGUUGCAGUGAACUGAGAUCAUGCCACUGCACUCCAGCCUGGGCGACAGAGCAAGACUCCGUCUCAAAUAAAAAAAAAAAAAAAAGAAAGAAAAGAAAAGUAUCUUUUCACAAGAGGCCAUCUUUGCCCUUUGAAUAUCUGCUUGUAGAAGUUGACAAUAACAACACACACACACACGUCAGUUACUACAAGUAAAAUAAACUUAGUGAAUCAUUGACUAUUCUUGGAUGUAACCCACUUUUCUUUGCUCUUUAAUCUUGGCAUAAGUAAUACAGGAGAAAGCAUUGGAAUAACAAGAGUACCUUGCAAGUCACAUUGGUAAGGUGCGCUAGAUUAAACAUGCGAGAAGGCUAGUGUUAGAACCAUGAUAUGGUAUCUGAAUAAGUUUAGAAGGAAGUUAGCAACUUGCAAUGUUAAAAAUGUAUCAUAUUUUCUUCUGGAAAAUGAUUUUUGAAGAAAUCAUAUAGCUGCAUAUCUAUCUGUUAAAAGGUUAAUAAACUCAGAAGUAGAAAGACUUCAGAUGCUGAGGAAAACAUUCAUAUAAUCUAUAGCAUUCUUGAGAGAUUUUCCAUUUGCAUUUUAUUUGCUAGAUAAUUACAUUUGGCUUAAUCUGAUUUUAUUGUUAUUUAGAUUUCUCCGUUGAGCAAAAUAACAUAAUUUUCAGUAUCUGAGAUUCAUCGAUUUCUUGUUGAAAACAAAUAGACAUGUUAAGGGAGACCAAGUUGAACCAUCCCUCAAACCCAGUACUAAUAUACCUAGUAAGUGCCCCCUUUUCAAUACAUUCUAAUUGGAAAGAAGAGACUAGUGGCUUAAAAGGAAAAAGCAGAAGCUCCUGGUAGUGUUACCUGAUAGCAAAACUUGCCAGGCAGUUGGAAUUCACAAGUGUUAUUCUUGAGUGACUAUGUCUAGGGGGAAUAUCGUUUAACCUUCGUGCCUCAGAUUACCCAUUAGACAAUUGGGUAUAAUCAUAUUCACCUACCUCCCAGGGAUAUCAGAGACUUUACUAUUUCAAAAAUAUUUUGAGUUUUUGUAAAAUGUCCUAUAUAAUUAAAAAUAGUAUUAUCAUCUUCCUGCAGAGGCUAGAAAAUGUUUUCCUUAUAAUAAGUAUAAAAAGCACCCUAUGAUUUUUAAAUUAAAAAAUCACUGGAAUUUUAAUUUAGAUACGUAUUUGUUAUUUAAACAUUAUCUUUGAAGUGGGAUAAAAUGUUUAGUUUCAGGUUAACAAGGGAGAGAGAUAACACUAAGUUUAAGUAGUUUUUGGUUUUUUUUUUUUUUUAGCCUUUUACGGUGUUAUUGUGAUUUUUGUCAAGGUUAUGGAGCUAAAGUUAGAUAAAGUUAUGAUGCUUGGUUGUUGGAGUUGAUAAAUGAUCCUGGAAGAUUUAACUGCCUCACUUUCCCAUCUUCUCAGUCUAAUUUCCUUUUAUUGCUUGUUUGGGGACGGAGAGCUAAGCUUUUUAACUUUCUAAGAAUGAGUAGGAUGUCUCCUCAUUCUUGCAAAUCAGAGAUUGUGUACUAAUUCCAUUAACUGUAGGUGUAUCCAGCUCUGCACUGAAGAGGUGAACACUACACACAGCCAGCUGGGUACUCUUGUAGCCAUUGCACCUUUGUAAUUCAUGCUUCUUCAACCCGUGAAAGAGGUGGAGCCAUCAGCUGCUCAGGUUGUAAGAAAAUGGGAGACGGAAGGCAGGAUUCACUUUCUAACUGGGUCGGGGUGGGGAAGGUCAGGGUAGAAGGAAACAUGUUUCUCCCAGCUCCCAGGAAGAGAUGAAGAUCAUUUUAUCCUGCCUUCCAUCCCUGCAUAUUAAGUAGUACUACUACAUAGAAUUUUCCCAUUAUCAUUGAAAAUAGUAACAACAGGAAAAAAAAUGGAUGCUGCAGUUUUAGUUGGGGUAAAUGCUGAGCAAUGAUUGUUGGAGUGUAUGUGUAAAUUUAAAUUGUAGCACAUAUUCAGGGUCAGGAAAGGAGAAUGUGGGGGAUGAGGAACCAAUUUUAUCAGGUUCAAGUGAGUCAGUAGAAAGCACCAGGUCCAAGCAGGCAAAGCAUCUGGUUAAUUUCCAGAAUUGGGUAAGGUCCAUUGAAUCUCUAAUGAUAGGAGUGUGUGUGUGUGUGUGUGUGUGUGUGUGUGUGUGUGUGUGUCUUUUUGGGUUUUUGUUGCUUUUUCCAGAUAAGGCCUUAGUUAGUAGCCUCUAAAUAUCAACUAUGCAGACAAACAUACUUCUUUUUUUUUUCACAUUUCCCUGUCUUUUCCAUUCUCAGAUAACAAAUGUUAAGACCCAAAGAAAUAAGGCAUAAGGGUUUUUGUUGAAUGUGUGUGUGUUCCUCUAGGGAAAAUUAACAGAAGCAUAAAAUAGAGAUACUUUGUGUGUUCAUCUAUCCUAAAAUGUGAACUCUGCAUUCAAAGACUAUCUACAGAUCCUUUCACUGGUGCAAAGCUGUAGUUAGCAUCAUGGAAUGUCUUUGGGUUGUUAAUGAUAAAAUCAUCCCAGUGUUCAAUUCUGAGAGUUUUAGAUUAUAUGACACAAUGUUCAGGUUUAUAGAGCUGAAUGGGUGGUCAAACUCUAAUUAAAAAUAGCUUUGAAUAUUAAUGUUGAAUUCUUCUUUCUUGGUUUCCUGUAGUCUUCAUUCUUUAUUCAGAGCUCUUAAUCAUAUUGCUACUCUAGAAUUUGAGUUGUAUAUUAGGAGUCUGGGGAGGAAAGGUUAAAUUGUCUUUUAUAUCCUCUUCUCACUCACUCUGGCAACCUAUCCUGUGUGCCCAUAGAACUGAAAAGUAAAGCCCUGUGCAGGCCUGCUUUAGAAGACUGUUUACAUCCCAGCAGAGGACUCGGGUAGGGACUCUCUUAGGAUUUUAAUCAGACUGCCUUUGAAUAAUGUGAUAUUAAAUUUUAUUUUUCUCAUAGACUCUCAAAGUACCACUUGCUUGAAAGGAGCUACUUGUGAUCUUUAAUUUCCUCAUAUUGUAAUAGUUCUACUUCUCAGUCUUUCCUGUGUAUCUCCAUUUCAUAGUGGGUUAGUACUUAAACUUCCGACACUUUUCCAAACUGUUAAGUCAGGAAUGCGUUUCAGAAUCGCAGUAGUAUUAUUAGGGUCUCUGUAUCUAGGACUUACAGUCAUCGGUGGUCAUCACUGGGACUAGAGGGGUUUUUUGUUUUCGUCUUCUCCUUUGUAUUAAAAAAUAGAUUUUGCUACUGUAUAAUGCGGCAUUUCAUGACUUCCUCUUGUUACUUUUUCAAGGUUAUUCUAAAGAGAUGGAGAUCUUUAUUAGGAGCUAUUUCUCAUAACAGUCUGCCUUGCUUAUUUUCAUACUCCCCCUGAAAUAAGCCUACUUUUGCAAACAGGCCAUAUGAAUCAAAUUUUAUGUUUGUUCCUCACAAAAUUUUCUAUACAUUAUUUGUUCCCACUUUGCUAAUAAUAAUAUAAUGAUUUUAUUGUAAAUCUGUGUUUUAAAUAUUUUAUAAUAGAACACUAAUGGAAACCUAAUAAAUACAAGCAAGAUGACUAUUACCCAAGAUAACAUGGAAAUACUUCUGUUUUUGAAGUUAACAACACCAUCUGCCCUCAAAGCACAUUUAGGUGUAUCAACUAAGACCAGCCAGUUGACAUGUUUUUCUGUGUGACAGCCUGCCCAUCAAUUGUCAGCUCUUAGCUAUCUUGUGUUCGCUGUGCUUGCAGCCGUAAGCUUUCCUCCUUUUUUGCUUAUCCCUGCUGUUUGUAGGGUUAGUGUGCCCUCUGUCAGAAAAUUGGGUUUUCUUUACUGUACCUGCAAAAUUACCAAGGGUUACCCCAAUAGUGUCUAAAGGAAUUAAAAAGAACUUAUUCUCAGUUGACAGAAGUAUUACUGUUUUACAUAGUUAAUUGGAAAGUUGGCCAACUUUGGUCACCUAUUUUUGAGUCUUGGCUAUGCCUUUGUAAUUAAUUACAUAUACCUUCUGAGACCUUCAGCUAAUCAAUGGGCCCUUCCCCAUUAGAGGUAGGUUCCCAACCUACAAAUAAUUUCCUGUGAUCCAUGGCAAGCCUCCAGAGAAAAGAUUCAAGCUUUGCACUGCCCUUUUGUUGGUUGUCACUGAAAACUUACUUUAUUUUAGAAAGUAUCAAAAAUACCAAAUUGGUCUUUCAGAGAGUGUGUAAAUCUGGGGCUUGCCCUUACAUUUCAUUUGUUAAACACCCUCAAACUUAAGAAAAUAAAUCUCUAGCUGGUGACAGUUUUGUGCCCCCCAUAAUAUAUUAAUCCAAAUCUACCAAGGUAACUAAGUGAUGGGUGUUUUCUCUCUUUUCUUACAAGCAAGAAAGUUUAUUUGCAGUUGUAAAAACGAUUACAGAACUCCAGGCCUAUUUGCUGUAACUGAUUGGAAAUAAUGAUUCUGAUUUUUAGUCUGGGUGAGCACAUACUUCUAACCCUUAUGGUGUGAAUUUUGAUAAGGGAAAGACUUGUUUGGUAGCCCAAGGAAAAACAGGAUGUGUUUAUACAGUGAAUGUUCACUCUGCAGAGGAACUUCCCUCCAGUUACAUCUUCCUCAUACAUUAGCCACCUCCACACCUGACAUAGGUGCCAACAUGUUUCAAAACCAAUCUUGAAGGAGCCUAAAGAGUUGAUGGUCCUCUAGGUGAAAGGCACGAAUUACUGUAUCACAUUUGCUUAUAUGGAGGUGUGUUUUUGCUAACUUGAAGGGAUAUACUGUAUUUCAAAUAAGUGUGUGACUUAAUAUUUUGGGAUUUUUUUUUUCCUCCUUUAAAAACUGGACCUGAACACAAGCUUUGAGUUGAUAUUUGUAAUAAUCUCAGGACCUGAAAGAUUGUAGCAUUUAGUGUGUCUUAAAAAUUAUGUACUGUACCAGCCAUGGAUUUUUGUAAAUAUACCUGUCUCCCUUUUUUGUAUUUUAGUAAAAAAAAAAUAAUAAAUUUAAAUAAAAGGGGGUGGUGAUGACAUGUGAAUGGGUGUGGGUAUGUGUGUGUGUGUGUGUUUGUAUAAGGCUCUUUUGAGAUGAACUGGUGCUUGUUUAAUUUCCAGCUCAAAUCGGAGCAGGAAUAUGGACAAACUGCUGCUACUGAACCCUGCACUGAGCCGAGGUAUUUCCAUUUGGUUAAUUAAACGCUAGCUACCAGGAAAUGACGCAGAAGUCACGUUCUUCUUCCCACUGCCAUCUUGCCUUUGCAUUCUCAGUUCUACGUGCCCUUUGAACUUUAAUGGUAAAACAUUUCAAACUUUGGGUGGUUUGCUUGUCUCUAGUUUUUAGAAAGCUCUUAUCACUCCUUCCUGAGAAAAAAGAAGGACAGAUAAAUUUUUUAACCAAAAUCACACAUUUCAUAAAACCCUGAUGAAUUUUGGAUAUGUGAGAGGGCAUAAACAUUCCUAAAUAUGGACCUGUGAAUUUAGUAAAUUAUUCCCAUGAAUAUACUCCUUCAGUGCAGGGAUUUUUGUGGGUUUUUUUGGUUUUUUUGUUUUUAAUUUUUUUUGCAACAGCCUUGCUCAUAUUCCAGGUGUAGCUAGCAAACCCCUGUUUUUGAAGCAAGAGCCUUAUUUGAUUCAGUGUAGGUGUUUCCUGUCUAUCCUUUGUGACAGGGCCUUUUAAUGAGUGUUUUUUCUUUUUGUAUAUGUUACGUGUUUGUUGUUGUAUUAAAUAAAGAGGAAUGUACAUACUA
Chlorocebus sabaeus (green monkey) is the source of this 14756-nucleotide messenger RNA. RefSeq names its product ubinuclein 2 (gene UBN2). NCBI's taxonomy places the organism in Eukaryota, Metazoa, Chordata, Mammalia, Primates, Cercopithecidae. Gene Ontology annotation, biological process: chromatin organization. Gene Ontology annotation, cellular component: nucleus. The record is from RefSeq and is a predicted model, not a curated record.